Messenger RNA from Manihot esculenta (cassava), 474 nucleotides. Its product is annotated as polygalacturonase-like. The record is from RefSeq and is a predicted model, not a curated record. Gene Ontology annotation, biological process: carbohydrate metabolic process. The coding region runs from base 1 to 474 and encodes 157 amino acids. NCBI's taxonomy places the organism in Eukaryota, Viridiplantae, Streptophyta, Magnoliopsida, Malpighiales, Euphorbiaceae. The transcript has 2 exons. Gene Ontology annotation, molecular function: polygalacturonase activity.
AUGGGUUCCAAGGUACAUGUGUGCGCAGCAUAUUUGGUGUUACUGUUCGCCUUUACCAGCGGAGCUCAGCCCAAUACCUUUGAUGUCACAAAAUAUGGUGCGAAGGAGGGGUCGGAUAUCACUAAGGCUUUACUGAGUGCGUGGAAGGGGGCUUGUGGAGCAGCGGGUUCCGGCAAAGUCGUGAUACCAAAAGGGAAGUACUCAUUAGGCGUGGUGGAUUUGCUAGGCCCUUGCAAGGGUGCCAUGCAUCUUCAAGUGGAAGGAACGUUGGUGGCGCCAGCAAAAGCUAGCCAGCACCGCAAGAAUAGCUGGGUUACAUUGAGAUACCUGGACCGAUUAACGGUAUCCGGUGGUGGGGCCUUCGACGGACAAGGAGAAAUUGCUUGGCAGCGGGAGAGCUGUGGCGGCGGAUGCAAGAAAGCACUUCCAGUUGUAAGAAAAUCCGAACGCUACUUUACUAACGGUCAUUCAUAG